Messenger RNA from Symbiodinium natans, 1341 nucleotides. The record is from the annotation of a GenBank genome assembly. NCBI's taxonomy places the organism in Eukaryota, Dinophyceae, Suessiales, Symbiodiniaceae.
AUGGCUUGCGUGAGGAAGGCCGAAGACGCACUCGCAGACUCGUAUGAGUCUGUGAGCCAGACGGUCACAUAUCUCAAGCAGAAGCACGAUGAGCUGCGAAGCACUCGCGGUGCGGCUGCCCUUCAGGACUUGAAGGAGCAGCUCCAGAACCUGCGGGUGCGUGGAACGCGCGCGCAGGUGGCUCACAGCGAUGUGAAGAACAAGGUCGCAGAGGCCAAGAAUCGGCACGACAGGCAGCUGGAGGCAUUGAAGAAGAAGCGCCAACAAGCAGAGGAAAAAAUAGCUGCGGAUACGAUAACAGGCGAAGCAUCCUCCAUGGUGGACGAUUUGGUUGCCAAGGCCACUGCGGCAUGCGCAGCAGCCACCAACGCCCUGAGUUCCACCGGCGCGGCCGUCACGAACUCUGCAGGUGCGCUCCAGGCACUGGAGCAGGUGGAGAAGGACCUGCAGUCCGCGGUCCAAGCCUGCCAGGAGGGGGAAGCCAAGAUCAUGAAGACGGUCGCGGAGGAAAUCCGAAAUGCCAGCAAGGGGCCUCUCUUUGAUGCAAGGAAGGUGAUGUUCAGACUGAAGGUGAAGUUGUCACCUCUGCCCAACAAUUGCAAGAAGCACCUCCGUACCAUCGAGGAGAAGAAGAAAGAGGUCUUUGAGGAUGUGCGACAGAUGGUAGCUGAUCUUCUGCGGGAACAUGCCAUCAAUCACGACUUGUCCUCGAAUGCAUUGUUCGAGCAGCUGCGUAAAGGUGGCGAAGGUGAGGGCGAACAGAGCGCGGAGGCUACAGCGCUUCUUGUCUUGUUUGUUGUCGUUGCACGCCCGGGAAGUCAGGCUAACUUGACUCGGUUUGCAUUUCUUGACUUGGUGGUGAGCUUGGAAGAGCCUCUCAAGGAGGUUGCAGUAACUCCGUCUCUCGAGGUGAAGGGAAGCACGGCACUGAGGAAGCUUCAGCUCGACGAAACUGUCGAGGUUCUUGGCCAGCACAGCAGAGAAGAAGCUGCUGGGUUGCUGAGAUCGCGAUGUCGCGCUCUACAAGAUAGUCUGGAGGGUCGGGCUCGAGUCAAUCUGGGCCAGGGAACUCCGUUCCUGAAGAGGGUUGCCAAGCCCUACUACUUCUGCCAAGCUGGUUUCACAGCUCGUUGCCGCAUGCAGAGGCAAGAGAUAGCAACACAAGCAUGUCAGCAACUUGAGGCAGAGACUUCAUUGAUCGAGACUUGCGCAAUAAGCUCAGAUCAGAGAGAGUCUGUACAAUUUGCACGCCCAAGCUGGCUUGCAGACACAGGCUUCUACAGGGAAGAUUCUGGGAACUGCGCGCCCGGCCCUUGGGCCCUCGGGGAUUCGGGGAUAUGA